AUGAACGUCUACGAACAGAAUUGCAUCGGCCCAGAAAACUUUGACAUGCUCGACGCCGCGAAACCAAACACCGCCCUCUCGAGCACUUUCCCGACGGUUUACGUGCAGAAAUAGCAGGAUUCCACGAAGCUUCUGACCCGAUAUCUCCGCCUCCACAAACAAAACCUCGAGAGACUUUGAAGAGCUCGGCGGCGCAGAGACGUUCUGCACUUUGCGCGGUCGGCCGACUGCUCCAUUUGCCACAUAUUUUUGCUUCUUACUUUCUCCAACGUACUUUUUUCUUGCUCAUCUAACCGGAAACUGCAUCAUCUUCAUUGAUUUUUCUACCCAAUUGAUGACGAAUAAAAAAAUUAAACAGUUUUUUUCUUUAUCUCAUUCCGGCUGCUCGAAUCUUUGUCUAGGUGGAAAUGUUUCCAUUUUUUUGGCUCUGAUUUUUUUUAAAAGCGACUCGAAAAAAUCGGUUUUUUUUUUUCAAUUUUUUCCUCCGAAGAAAUAUGUCACCAACAUUUAAAAGAAGAAAAAAAAAAUCACAUUUCAUACGUUUUUUUGGAUUGAUUUUCAAAUAGAAAGCAAAGCUGUAUAUAACACUGUAAAACUGAAUAAGUACUUUCUUAGCGUGGGUAAACGUAACUGAAAAUGACUUUCUGAUGAUGUACAAGUAUAAAAAAAAACAUAGAUGCCGACUUUGAAAUAAGCAAAAAUUAAAUGUCCCUAGAGUGAUAGUCUCUCUUAUUGGGACUUCACACUCAUUUCGGGAGCUCGAUGAGCAGCUUUCCUGAUACAUAAAGCCUCCAGCAGGGAUAUUACAGUUCUCGAUAGUUUGUUAUCUGGAAGCUUCCACGACGUCUUCCAACGAACAACAAAAGGCCGCACGUGGUGCGCAGCUGUUUCGCUGCACAUUUCGCGUUCCCCGACUGACCUGUUACACUGAGGAAGUCCACCACUCGCUCGGCUUUUGA
Messenger RNA from Caenorhabditis auriculariae, 959 nucleotides. The record is from the annotation of a GenBank genome assembly. NCBI's taxonomy places the organism in Eukaryota, Metazoa, Nematoda, Chromadorea, Rhabditida, Rhabditidae.